AUGGCGGAGGUGGGGGGGGUCUUCGCCUCCUUGGACUGGGAUCUGCACGGCUUCUCCUCGUCUCUGGGGACCGUGCCCUUAGCUGACUCCCCGGGUUUCCUGAACGAGCGCCUAGGCCAGAUCGAGGGGAAGCUGCAGCGCGGCUCGCCCACAGACUUCGCCCACCUGAAGGGGAUCCUGCGGCGUCGCCAGCUCUACUGCCGCACCGGCUUCCACCUGGAGAUCUUCCCCAACGGCACAGUGCACGGCACCCGCCAUGACCACAGCCGUUUCGGAAUCCUGGAGUUUAUCAGCCUGGCAGUGGGGUUGAUCAGCAUCCGGGGAGUGGACUCUGGCCUGUACUUAGGAAUGAAUGAGCGAGGAGAACUAUAUGGGUCGAAGAAACUCACACGUGAAUGUGUGUUCCGGGAACAAUUUGAAGAAAACUGGUACAACACCUAUGCUUCCACCUUGUACAAACACUUGGACUCGGAGAGACAGUAUUAUGUGGCCUUGAAUAAAGACGGCUCACCCCGGGAGGGAUACAGGACUAAACGACACCAGAAAUUUACUCACUUUUUGCCCAGGCCAGUAGAUCCUUCUAAGUUGCCCUCCAUGUCCAGAGACCUCUUCCGCUAUAGGUAA
Molecule: messenger RNA, 624 nt
Organism: Neomonachus schauinslandi (Hawaiian monk seal)
Lineage: Eukaryota; Metazoa; Chordata; Mammalia; Carnivora; Phocidae
Gene: FGF16
Product: fibroblast growth factor 16
Exons: 3
Coding region: 1-624 (207 amino acids)
Biological process (GO): positive regulation of cell population proliferation; fibroblast growth factor receptor signaling pathway; positive regulation of endothelial cell chemotaxis to fibroblast growth factor
Cellular component (GO): cytoplasm
Molecular function (GO): fibroblast growth factor receptor binding; growth factor activity
Source: RefSeq, a predicted model, not a curated record